Messenger RNA from Pyricularia oryzae 70-15, 693 nucleotides. RefSeq lists its product as uncharacterized. The transcript has 2 exons. Bases 54 to 611 code for a protein of 185 amino acids. The record is from RefSeq and is a predicted model, not a curated record. Lineage: Eukaryota; Fungi; Ascomycota; Sordariomycetes; Magnaporthales; Pyriculariaceae.
CUAAUUUAUUAGACCCACUCUCGCUUAGUAUUCUCUUCAUCGACAAGAGAAAAAUGCAACUUUACAAUGCCCUCGUUUUCGGCCUUCUGCUCCCAUUCGCCAUUGCUUCUCCUGCGCGCGGAACAAGUAAACCAAAAAAUGGCCAGCAGGAAAUUUCCUACAACCUCCCUGCCGACCCUAAGGACGGCGGCUCCUGCCCUGUCAAUUCCAGGGAUGCCGUCGAUGGCUGGUGUUAUUUCGAUGUCUCCAUGAUAGCUUUUCAUUUUGGUCAGCCAGAGUCGGUACAAGGCAACAGCGGUCACGGUGGCAUCGCCAGGGCCCCUAUCCACCGCCGCGAAAACACCGCUGUAGGAAUCAUGUGCUGUGUUCCCAACAGGCAGCUGGAGCCGUUUGUGAAACAGUACAAAGCCCAAUAUAAGAGGGAAUACCCAACAUGGAACGGGCAAACAGUUCUCAAAGUGGGGUUCUUCAAAAACUCUGCGGGAACUAGGGAGCCCAGCAGAGGCUUUCGCGAGAAAUGUCGGGGCGGUUUUGGUGCCUUUGUCAAGGGCUGCAUGGAAGACCUUUCCACUGCCAGGCCUGGUUCAGGGCUUUCUGGGGCGUGGUUUUAGUGAGUGGAUGUAUUGGGUCGCACGUAGCAGAUAGGGAGAAUAUACAGGGCUCCUUGACAAUCUGAAAAUAAUUUACUUUACC